Messenger RNA from Marmota flaviventris (yellow-bellied marmot), 4029 nucleotides. It is a transcript of the gene Mefv, whose product is annotated as MEFV innate immunity regulator, pyrin. The record is from RefSeq and is a predicted model, not a curated record. Gene Ontology annotation, molecular function: protein binding; zinc ion binding. NCBI's taxonomy places the organism in Eukaryota, Metazoa, Chordata, Mammalia, Rodentia, Sciuridae.
ACUACCAAAAACCAGACAGCUGGCUCCAGUCUCUUCUGAUCAGCGCCAUGGACAAGACCCUUAGUGACCAUCUGCUGAACACCCUGGAGGAACUGGUGCCCUAUGACUUUGAGAAGUUCAAGUUCAAGCUGCAGAAUACCAACUUGGAGAAGGAGCACUCCCGGAUCCCCCGGGGCCAUCUUCAGAUGGCCAGGCCAGUGAAGCUGGCCAACCUAUUGAUCAUCCAUUACGGGGAGAAACACGCUGUACAACUGACCCUGAAGGUUCUGCGUGCCAUCAACCAGCGCCUCCUGGCAGAAGAGCUGCACAAGGCCACUGGCCAGGAAUAUCCAGCACAAGACAGUGGCACCGACACAUCCACAGUGUCUUCUCCUGGAGAAAAUAAGCUCAAGAGCCAGAAGGAACCAGAUGGCCCAGAAGGUGAUGGGCAGCAGCAAAAUGGUGGGGGGGCAGCCAGCCUGCCGUCCAGCCAGCAUGAGGCAGGGAGGGGGCCCCAGAAGAAGUCUCAGAGCAAACGGAGGGAUCAGAAGGGCCCUGAGAUCCUGGACGUGCAGGGAAAACUUCUGGCCAGGAGCACAGGGCUGCCCUCCAAAAGAAGCCUGGCCCUUGCCCAGCUGCCAGGGGAAAAGGAGAUUAGGAAGAGUGCCCAGCUCCGCAGGAAUGCCAGCUCUGCAGGAAGACUCCAGGGGUUAUCCAGCGGGGCUCCAGGAAGGAAAGAAUCCAAGAAAUCUGAAGUAUAUCUACAUUCAGUGAAGCCGCGACCCAGAAGUUUUGAAUUUAUCAUUCCUUCAGAAGACAGAGAAUCCUCAAAUGCAGAAACUAUUCUGACUUCUCUUGAGAAAAUGAAAAACGCAAAACCAGACUCAGCAGCCAGCCCCAGCGGAAGAGUCAUUCUGGAUGGAGAGGCUACUAUGGCUCUGGAGAAGGGCUCCACAAACCCAGAGCAUUCCAGAGUCCUAGAAGAGAAAACAGUCAUGAACACACUAUGCAAUGCAUUAUUGGCAGGAGAGGAGAAAUCCAUAUCACCUUGGGAGGAGCAUGGAGUUGGAGGACCAGCAACCCAUGAGACCCUGGAGAAGAUGAAAGACCGUGUGUUCCAUGAGUCCUCAAAUCCAGAAGUACCUUCGUCUUCAGGGAGGCCACAGGACAAGGCUGCAUUUCCCCUUUGCCACACACCAAAAGGAGAUCUGCUUGCUGGUACCUGUGUGCUGGAUUCCUGCAGCUGCCCAGUUGCUUCAGGGGAGCCUAAGACCCCUAGAAGUCACUUGCCUAGCUGCCAGCAGUGCCAGGCCUCACUCAACAAGAACAGCUCUGGAGGCCUGAGCCCUGAGCCCCUGCCACAGUGCCAGCGCCACAUGAAGCAGGUGCAGCUGCUCUUCUGUGAGGAUCACAGGGAGCCCAUCUGCCUCAUCUGCAGGCUGAGUCAGGAGCACCAAGGUCACCGGGUACGCCCCAUUGAGGAGGCUGCCUUGGAAUACAGGGAGAAAAUUCAGAAGCAGCUGGAGCAUCUGAAGGAGCUGAGGAAAUCUGGAGAGGAGCAGAGAUCCCAGGGGGAUAAGAAGACAGAGAGCCUCCUGAAACAAACUGAAACCCAGAAGCAGAGGAUCCGGUGCCAAAUGAAGCAGCUGUGCCAGUUUCUGGAGCAGCAGGAGCAGCUAUUUGUGACCUGGACGGAGGAGCUGGGCCAGACCAUUGGCCAGGUCAGAGAGACCUUUGGCACUCGGGUGUCCCAGCACAUCUCCCGCCUCGAUGAGCUGAUUGGGGAGUUGGAAGCCAAGCAAAGCCAGUCAGAAUGGGAGAUCAUGCAAGACAUCGGAGUCACCUUGCACAGGGCCAAGAUGAUGACUGUCCCUGAGCCAUGGGCUGCUCCUCCAGAAGUGAAAGAAAAGAUACAACUGCUCUAUCAGAAAGCAGAGUUUAUGGAGAGGAGCACACGGUACUUCAUAGAAACACUGCGAUCAGAAAUGGAAAUGUUCGAUGUUACAGAACUGAUGGCUGCUCAGGCACAUGCUGCUAGUGUAAUCCUGGAUCCAGCAACUGCCCACCCCAACCUUGUCUUCUCUGAUGACAUGAAAAGUGUGAGACUUGGAAACAAAGAUGAGCGGCAAUCUGACAGCCCAGAAAGAUUCGAUAACUGCAUCACCCUGGGUUCUCCCAGUUUCUUCUCUGGCUGCCAUUACUGGGAGGUGGAGGUUGGAGAUAAGACAGCAUGGAUCCUGGGAGUGUGCGAGGCAUCCGUGUGCAGGAAGGGAAGCAUGACUCUGUCACCAGAGAAUGGCUACUGGGUAGUGAUGAUGAAGCAAAAUGAGUACCUGGCCUCUACCUGUCCUCCAACCCGUCUGCAACUGAGAAAGCCCCCCAGACGUGUGGGCAUCUUCCUGGACUGGAAGAAGGGAGAUAUUUCUUUUUAUAAUGUAACAGCUAGAUCGCACAUCUACAUAUUUACUGGUUUCUCUUCCUCUGGACCCCUUCAACCUAUCUUCUGCCCUGGGAAACAUGAUGGAGGGAAGAAUAUGGGUCCUCUGACUAUCUGCCCAGUGAGUGGCCAGGGGCCCCACUGACUGCCCAACACUGCAUUUCAAUUCCAGCUCUUUGCCUGUGUUUGCACUCAUGCACUCAAUAGUCACUAAUGAUAUACCCACUGGGUGCCAGUUACUGCAGGGAAUGUAAUGAAUUUUAAAAAAUAGUCCUCUUGUCCAAGUUGCUUGCCAAAUCACAGCAGAACUAAACUAGGAAUGCAAAUACUGGCAAAUCAAGGAUGAAGAUAUCAAAGUACCAAUGAUGUACAGAGGGUAUCAGAGAAGAAAGUACAUGGCCAUUGUAUGUUAAGUCCUUGGAUGAAUUUGCACUCUAAUAUUCUUCUCUCCUUUUCCUCCUCAUGGCAAGGAUAUGUCCCUCUUUCAGUCUUCCCCUGUCUUGAGAACAUAGAAAACCAAGCAGACUGGAUUGUUACAAAAGUACAUGUGUACCUGGGUUAAUGAACUAUGUAUGAUUCUUAAAAGAGUAUUGAGUGGACCUAAUAAAUUAAUUAGAUCAUAAUUGCAUCUGAUACUCAGAUGAUCACAGUGGGGUCCCAUUCCCCUACUGCUUACCAUAAAAGAGAUGAUGCUGUUACAGUAGAAAAACACUUAAUACAUAUUCCAAGUGCUAAAUUAUUCUGACUGGUUUCUAUCAGAAAAUCUGUGAGCUUAUGUAAUAGUAGAUGUUCUGGUUACAUAUGUCCCCCAACUCACCCCCCCAUUUAGAGAGAUGUAAAGAAAAAGGAUUAAUAAGAAAAAUGGUGGCUCACACUUGUAGAACCAGCUUUUGGAAAACUAAGGCAGGAGGAUCACUUGAGCCCAGGAGUUCGAGGCCUGGCUGCUAACAAUUUGACCUUGUCUUAAAAUAAAUAAAUAUUUUUUCUUUUUAAAAAUUUGUUUAAAUAAAUAGUUUUAAAAGAAGAAAAACUCAAAUGAAGAUCAAACUUCAAACUCCUCUUAUCUCAACUCCUCUAUCUUCACCCUUACAGUCUAGACUGGACCCACAGGUUCUCCAUCAUUAGGACCCCAGCCUGCAAGCACACCCUCUACUUUCCGCGUGGAGUUUAUUCCACCUAUGGAAUCCACGUGCCCACACAGCUCACGAGCACUGUGCUGUUCCCCAUGAUUGAUAUAAUUUGUCACUGUUUCUUUCACUUAGGAUAGCAUUUUCAACAUCCAUCCUUUUGUAACAUGUAUCAGUGCUUUAUUCCUCUUUAUUGACAAAUUAAAAUCCGCUAUAUGUAUGUACCACAUUUGGGUCAUUCCCACUCUUCAGCUAUGAUAUAAAUUAUGCUGGUAUUUGUUUACAUUUUUGUGUGGACACAUGUGUUCAUUUCUCUUGAAUUUAUAUUGAUAUUGACAGAUGAAACUGCUUGUUCUGCCAAAGUGUUUUCCAAACCUCUGGACCAUUUUACAUACCUGCCAUGUAUGUAACAUACAUAUGAUGCAACAUACAUAAUCUACAGGCUGUGAAAUAAAACAGACCCCAUUAUAAACAUUGUUUUCUUUU